This is a messenger RNA of Paramecium sonneborni, 353 nucleotides long. NCBI's taxonomy places the organism in Eukaryota, Ciliophora, Oligohymenophorea, Peniculida, Parameciidae. The record is from the annotation of a GenBank genome assembly.
AUGCUUUAAGAACCUUUUGUGUUACUAAAGAAUUAUCGCUAAGAAUAAGAUGCUUUAAAAUUAACACAAAAGCAGAAAUUCAUUCCAAUUCAAAAGAAACUAGUUAAGAAAACUCAAAAACCUAAACAUUAUACGAUUGAAAAGAAAACUAAUCCAGAAUGGACUCAAAUUGAAGCUUAAUCAUUUAUAGAACCUUUAAUUCAAUUAUAAUAAUAUUCAGAUGAUGAAAUAAAUGAAGAUCAGUAUUCCCCACUUAUCUUUAAUGAGAUUAAACUUACUUAUCAUGCCUCCUAUUAUGACAACAUAAAUCUAUCAGAUGAUGCAUUAGGAAUUUGAGAUGGCUACUAACCGGC